Messenger RNA from Sorghum bicolor (sorghum), 1423 nucleotides. RefSeq lists its product as uncharacterized. The transcript is spliced from 2 exons. The record is from RefSeq and is a predicted model, not a curated record. NCBI's taxonomy places the organism in Eukaryota, Viridiplantae, Streptophyta, Magnoliopsida, Poales, Poaceae. Bases 58 to 1053 code for a protein of 331 amino acids.
UAAAAUUGGCCGGUUUAUUUACUGACGACCACUGAAUCGCCGAUGAUGCAUCAUUAGAUGACUAGUCGCAUUGCACAAACAAAAAGGAAUCGAAUUCCUGACCCUUUCUCCGCCCCAAAACGCCUAAACUCCAAGCAACCGCAAAAUAACCACCGAUUCCUUGCAGCCCCGCGAAUCUUCGGCCCCUUCCCCACCCGACACGGCACACCACCACUCUCUGCCGCCCCCCCUUCCUUCCCCUGCGCUCCUCUUUGCCCUCCGAAUCCCCGCUCGCGAACCCUAGCCGGCCUCCGCGAGAUGGACGAGGACUGGGAGCUCCUCCUCGCGUCCCCCAAGGCGGCGGUGGCGGCCGAGCCGUACGCUGGCGGCGGAGGCGGGGGCGGGGAGGACGACGCCGGCGCCAUCAAGCACGACUACUUCGACCUCGGCUCCGACGCCAAGUACCCCCGGAGGGCGUCGCUGUCGAAGGGGAACGACGAGGUGGACGAGGAGGAGGGUGUGGAUGAGGGGCUUCUUGGGGCGUCAGACAACUCGAGCUGGGUGGAGCCGGACCCUGACGACCUUCUCUUCCCCGGCCGCGACCGCGCGGCGCUCUGGUCGGACUCGUCCUCCGACGGGGAGAGGCCCGAGGUCGAGGCCACCGAUCCGGUGGAGCGGGCCAGGGAAGAGGACGGCGUCACGGUGGCAGCCGCGGCUGAUGGGGGCGAGGGGGCCGUGGCGAAGGGAGGAGGAGGACCGGUCCCGUGGUGGAAGCUGUCGCUGGACGCGCUGCGGGUGUGGGCGCUACGCGCGGCGAGGAGCGCCUGGUCGGUGCCGUUCGCCGUCGCGCUGCUUGGAUUCGCCGUGCUCGGGCGACGGCUGUACCGGAUGCGCCGCCAGAGCAAGGCCGUCGCGCGCGUCCGCCUCGUCCUCGACGAAAAGAAGGUCUCCCAAUUCAAGGGCCAAUCAUCACGUCUGAAUGAAUCCAUGACGAUGGUGCGGCGAACUCCUAUCAUAAAACCUAUGCUUCCUGCCAAUGGAGUGACUCCAUGGCCUGUGCUGGGGCACCUGUGAGAUGUGUGAUCAGUGACGUGAUAGAGGCAUAGAGCUAAUAAUACAACUGCGCCAGCCAUGCAGAGACGCUUACAGGCCGGCAUAUUAUGCAAUGCCCAGCAGCAGAUGUACUGGCUGCUUGUAAUUUGGAACUAUACACUUGUGGAAGACCUUGUAAGUUUCCGUUCACGCGGAAUGAUAUUUAGGCCUGAUCUAGUUUGUGUUUCUUUUGUGUAUACCCAUGUUUAUAAUUUUAUUUUCUGAAUCCUUAUGUCAUGGAUCUUAUGUGCUGGAGAUGUAAAUGAUUGAGUACUGAGUACCCAUGGUACUAUGGUAAUGUGCUGUAUAUGACUAUUACCCAUAAAUCAAUGUACAAGUGGAAUUUAGGUUA